Molecule: messenger RNA, 6396 nt
Organism: Colias croceus (clouded yellow)
Lineage: Eukaryota; Metazoa; Arthropoda; Insecta; Lepidoptera; Pieridae
Gene: Ptp10D
Product: tyrosine-protein phosphatase 10D
Exons: 22
Coding region: 145-5004 (1619 amino acids)
Biological process (GO): protein dephosphorylation
Molecular function (GO): protein binding; protein tyrosine phosphatase activity
Source: RefSeq, a predicted model, not a curated record
UAAAUAAUGGAAAACGUCAGUGUAGUUUUUACAUGACAACAGAUGUGUUUUUUAAUUGUUUCUUAUGUUUUUCUCAAAUAUAUUUAAUGGACCAACGGUGUAAAGCGAUAAUGUGACGAUAUAACGAAGAUUUUAUUCACAAUCAUGAUUCCAUCUUCUGAGAUCGGUGUUUGUUUGAAAGAGAAAGUGUCAUGUGAAAUCGGAGAGUCGCCUUCAAUGAUGUGGAAGAGGUCGAUUGUGCAAGCUAAGGCUGGGUGCGUACGCGCUACUGCGGCCCUAGCGCUUAUGCUCGCUGUUUUGGCUGGUACACUGCGAACCAGUUCAGCAGCAGACCUGGUGAUAGAGAUCCCAGGGUGGGGCGGGCCGGACGGCGAGGAGGCGCACUACAGGCUGGACUACCGGCCGCCGCACGGCUCGCCCGCGCCUAACUUCACCGUCCCCGCCAGAGCCUCCACCAUCAACUUCCAGGGCUUGCCGGGCACUAAGUACCACUUUAUGCUUUACUACUCCAAUGCUACCUUUGCUGACCUAUUGACUUGGAAUCAAACAAUUAUAACUGCGCCGGAGCCGCCCACGAACUUGACCGUGACUCUGGGCCGCAACAAGCAGGCCGCCAUCGCCUGGUCGCCGCCCGCGCACGGGGACUACACCGGCUUCCGCUUCAAGGUGAUCCCGCUGACGGAGCGCGCGGAGGGCUCGGAGGGCGCGCUGAACAUCACGGUGGAGGGCGGCGGCAACUGGACGCACGUGCUGCGCGACCUGUCGCCCGGCGCCACCUACCAGCUGCACGCCUUCACGCUGCUGCACGACAAGGAGAGCGCCGCCUACGCCUCCUUCAACUUCACCACCAAACCGAACACGCCGGGCAAGUUCAUAGUAUGGUUCCGCAACGAGACGACGCUGCUGGUGCUGUGGCAGCCGCCGUACCCGCCCGGCGCCUACACGCACUAUAAGGUGUCGAUCGAGCCGCGGGACGCGCGCGACUCGGAGCUGUACGUGGAGAAGGAGGGCGAGCCGCCGGGCCCGGCGCAGGCCGCCUUCAAGGGGCUGGUGCCGGGGCGCGCCUACAACAUCUCGGUGCAGACGGUGUCGGACGCGCAGCUGUCGCUGCCCACCACGGCGCAGUACCGCACGGUGCCGCUGCGCCCGCGCAACGUCACCGCCGACCCGCGCCGCACCUCCGAGACCGCCUUCACCGUCUCCUGGCUGCCGCCCGCCGAGCGCAGCGAGUUCCAGAAGUACCAGAUCUCUGUGUCGGCCGGCGGGGGCGGUGGGGGUGGGGGCGGGGCCGGUGGGGGCGGGGCGCGGCGCCUGCCCCCCGCCGUGCGCGCGCGGGACGAGCCGCCGCUGUGCGCCUUCGACGGGCUGGAGCCGGGCACGCACUACACCGUCACCGUCAAGACCAUGUCCGGCAAGGUCACCUCCUGGCCCGCCGCCGCCGAGGUCACGCUCAAGCCGCUGCCGGUGGUGGGUCUGGGCUGGCGGCACGCGGCGGGCGACAGCGCCGUGCUGCUGUGGUGGGCGCCCGCCGACGGCAGCACGCAGGACGAGUACAAGGUGUCGUACCACGAGGCGGGUCCGUCGCGCGACGACAGCAACACGCUGAGCACGGCCGCCACCAACGUCACGCUCGAGGCGCUGCUGCCCGGCCGCAACUACACCAUCACUGUGCGCGCGGUGUCGAAAGGCGUGGAGUCGAACGACAGCUCGGUGAGCGCGGCGACCCGUCCGCUGGCGCCCGCGCUGCGCAGUGCUGUGCCCGCGCACACCGAGCUGCGCCUGCAGUGGGGCUCCGACGUCAACUCGCGCCAGGACCGCUACGAGCUGCGCUACCGGCGCGCGCCCACAGACCGCCACGCGACCGAGGAACAGGCCCCGUACACUACGCUAGAAACGACGGAGACGACAGCAUUAUUGGAGAAUUUGUACCCGGGCGCACUGUAUGAGAUUCAGUUAGCUGCCAUCAGCCACGGGCUGCGCAGUGAGAGACACACCGUCUACAAGCCAGUCCGUCCGCUGCCGCCGACGUCGCUGACGGUGGAGCGGCUGACGUCGAACGCGGUGGAGGUGCGGUGGGAAGCUGCGAGCGGCGGCGCGCUGGGCGGGUUCGCGCUGCGCUACCGGGCCGGCGGGCCGGGGGCGGCCUGGCGCCGGGACAGCCUGCCCGCCGCCGCUCGCCGCGCCGAGCUGGCCAACAUGACGCACGGCGAGCGCUACGCCAUCGCGCUGGACGCGCUGUCCGACCCGCCCGACGCGCCCGACGCGCUCGACAGCGGCCGCCCGCUCACCGCCGAGCACACCGUGCGGCCGAACCCGGUAUCGAACGUGCUGCAGCUGGCGGACACGCGCAACAUGACGCUGGAGUGGCCCCGGCCGGAGGGCCGCGUGGACUGGUACCAGGUGGAGUGGUGGCCGCGCGAGGAGGAGGGCGAGGGGGCGGGGGCGGGGGGCGGGGCGGGUGGUGCGGGGGGCGAGGGGGGCGGGGCGCGCAACGUGAGCGCGGGCGGCGGGCGCAGCGCGCGCGUGCUGCUGAGCGGCCUGCAGCCGGGCUGGGGCUACGCGGUGGCCAUCACGGCGCACUCCUACAACCUCUCCAGCGACCUCUUCACCAUGCACACGCGCACACGGCCGCUGAUUCAAUCGGAAAUGACUAUAGUGACUGAAAACGGAGGUGAUUCUGACGACAACGAUACUUUACCAGCCUUUUUGGUGGUGUACACGCGCACGCCGGCGGCGGCCACGCGCUUCGACGCGUACCGGCUGCGGCUGGAGGCGGCGGGCGAGGCGCCGCGCGAGGUGACGCGCGCCGCCGCCGCCGCGCCGCAGCAGGCCGCCUUCCGCGCGCUCACGCCCGGCCGGCUGUACAACCUCACCAUGUGGACCGUCUCGCGCAACGUCUCCUCGCACCCCGUGCAGCGCCAGGCGCGCCUGUUCCCGCGGCCGAUCCCGUGGCUGAACGCGACGCAGCUGGGCGCGCGCGAGGUGGCGCUGGCGUGGGCUCGGCCGCGCGGCGACUUCACGGACUUCGAGGUGCAGUACCUGGCCGCCGCCGACCAGCUCGAGAGCCGAGCCACGCCGCACACCGCGCUCACCGUCGCCGGCCUGCGCCCCUACACGCUCUACACCUUCACCGUUGAGGUGCGGUCGGGCACGCCGGCCACGAUCCUGACGCGGUCGCGCGCGCGCUCGGGCACGUUCCGCACGCGCGCCGCGCCGCCCGCCGCGCCGCGCCGCUUCGAGCCGCGCGACGCCAAGCCCACCGAGCUGGCCUUCGAGUGGGAGCUGCCCGAGCCCGACCGCCACGGCGAGCUGCUGCGCUUCGUGCUGGACUACUGGCCCGCCGGCGAGCCCGAGCUGCGCACCUCCGUGCAGUUCCCCCCCGACGCGGCCACCGGCGCCGUGCGCGGCCUGCGCGCCGGCGGCACGUACGAGUUCGCGCUGGCGGGCGAGACGAGCGCCGGGCGCGGGGCCGGCGCGCGCUGGCGGCAGCACAUGGCCAUCGCCGCGCCGCCGCGCCCGCGCGCGCACGCGCUGCCCGUGCCCGUGCGCCGCACCUCCUCCACCGUGGCCGUGCGCUUCCGCGCCGACUACUUCUCGCCCGCCAACGGCAACGUCACCGCCUACACGCUGGUGCUGGCCGAGGAGCCGCACAACGACACGCCCGCCGGCCUGCCCUCGUGGCGCGACGUGCACAACCAGCCCGUCUGGCCGCCCUACCAGGUGACGGAGCCGUAUUACCCGUUCCACUCGUCGGCCGUGGAGGAGUUCACGAUCGGCUCGGAGCGGUGCGAGGUGGGCGGGCGCGCGUACUGCAACGGGCCGCUCAAGCCCAACACCAAGUACUACGUGAAGCUGCGCGCCUUCACCGCAAGGGACAAGUUCACCGACACCGCCUACACCACUGUCUACACCGAGGCGGACAACACGGCGUGGAUCGCGGGCGGCGCGGUGGCGGGCGCGCUGGCGGCGGGCGGCGCGGCGGCGCUGCUGGCGCUGCGGGCCCGCCGCGCGCGCCGCCCGCCCGGCGCCGCGCCGCGCGCCAGCCAGCCCGCCGCCGCCUCGCGCCCCGUGCGCGUCGCUGACUUCCGCGACCACUACCGCCUCAUGUCCGCCGACUCCGACUUCCGAUUCAGCGAGGAGUUCGAGGAGCUGAAGCACGUGGGGCGCGAGCAGCCGUGCACGGCGGCCGACCUGCCGUGCAACCGGCCCAAGAACCGCUUCACCAACAUCCUGCCCUACGACCACUCGCGCUACAAGCUGCAGCCCGUGGACGACGAGGAGGGUUCGGACUACAUCAACGCCAACUACGUGCCCGGCCACAACUCGCCGCGCGAGUUCAUCGUGACGCAGGGCCCGCUGCACUGCACGCGCGACGACUUCUGGCGCAUGUGCUGGGAGUCGGGCUCGCGGGCCAUCGUAAUGCUCACGCGCUGCGUGGAGAAGGGCCGCGAGAAGUGCGACCGCUACUGGCCCUACGACACGCGGCCCGUGUACUACGGCGACAUCGCCGUCACCGCGCUCAACGAGUCGCGCUUCCCCGACUGGACCGUGUCCGAGCUGGCCGUGUGCCGCGGCGCCGAGCAGCGCGUGCUGGCCCACUUCCACUUCACCACGUGGCCCGACUUCGGCGUGCCCGAGCCCGCCACCACGCUGGCCCGCUUCGUGCGCGCCUUCCGCGAGCGCUGCCCGCCCGCGCCCGACUCGCGGCCCGUGGUCGUGCACUGCAGCGCCGGCGUGGGCCGCUCCGGCACCUUCAUCACGCUGGACCGCGCGCUGCAGCAGCUGGCGAACCACGCGGAGUACCUGGACAUCUUCGGCAUGGUGCACAGCAUGCGGCGCGAGCGCGUGUGGAUGGUGCAGACGGAGCAGCAGUACAUCUGCAUCCACCAGUGCGUCGUGGCCGCGCUCGAGGGCGCCGACCUGGCCCCGCCGCCGCCCAACAACCACCACCACCACAACGCCGCCUUCGAGGACGACGAGGGCAUCGCGGAGUCGGGCAUGUGACCGACCGCCGAUCGCUUAUUUGCGAAUCGCAUUUAAUGUUCGUGAAGGACUGUCCGAACUUUGCACAAUUUUAUAUAGAAAAAUAUUCUCGAUAUCAAAUAUUACGCGAAGUUACCCGACUCUCGAUCCGCAAUCCUGGCAGCUCCGAGUGAAAUGUACUUAAUAAUAAUUAUGUUCGCACACUAGUUUUAAUCUUAUUGUAUUUUUGUAAAAAUGUACAUUGUAUGUGGACCAAGUAUUUGUAUAUAGAGCUGACGGCGAUGGACGACGUUCGUUGCAAACACUCGUGCGUGACGUCACUCGCUCAGUGCUCACGUGCAGUGCGCUACACACGCGCACAACACGCGCACAACACGCGCACAACACGCGCACAACACGCGCACAACACGCGCACAACACGCGCACAACACGCGCACAACACGCGCACAACACGCGCACAACACGCGCACAACACGCGCACAACACGCGCACAACACGCGCACAACACGCGCACAACACGCACACAACACGCACGUACCAACAGAACGUUCCCCACGCGCUCUGACGCCGCGUGACGUCGCGUGACUUGCAUCUUUGUGACUUAAUGACUUCUACUGCGCUCACUGACGCUUGAAUCUCAAAAUUGUACUUAAUUAUUUUUGUAAAUUUUUUAUAUUUUAUUGAUUUAUUUAAAACAUCGCUAUAUAGGGCAUAUACAUUUAUUACUGUACAUUAUUCGCUUGUAAUAUUUUACAUAUAAAUAAUAUAAUUAAUAUUAAAAUAAAACGGGAAAGCCUUAGACCAUGAAAUAAAUAAAUACUAACAGGUUGAAAUGUAAAGUAACUUUAUUAUGCAACAAUUACUUGCAUUAUUAAAAAAUAUAUAAAUAAUGGUAGCUCUGGCGAUGGUAUUUCUGGACAAGUAAGAACGCUUCUUCAAGACGUCCCUCAUCAUAAGGCAUUCCUUGUAUUACGUUUAAUUUGUAUAGUACAUAAAUAAAUAAAUAAUUGUAAACAAAACACACAUAUAUAUGUAUUUAUUUUUAUACAACAAAAAAUUUUAAUAUAGAAAUAACGCUGAAAUGUGCCUUAUAGCGUAGGUGUACGUAAGCGGCCUUUUGGAAGCCUCGCGUUUUGUUUUUCGAAUCAGCAACACUUAUGAUAUCAAUUGUACAGUUUAUUUUGUUACAUAAUAUAAUUGUGUCGUGUUUAACACGGAAGUUUAAUAUUGUAUACAAAAGAAAGUGUCUUUGUUUACAGUUCGCCAUUUGUUUUGAUAUACAUAUUUUUAUAUAUUUCGACAACUAAGUCUUAACUGUGACUUAAUACGUAUAAUAAGUUUAUAUCCAAGGUCUCGCUAAGCCCCUUUACAUUGUAGCCUACAGGUAUUAAUAAAAAGUAUUUUAUACACUAA